Molecule: messenger RNA, 1143 nt
Organism: Nematocida homosporus
Lineage: Eukaryota; Fungi; Microsporidia
Exons: 1
Coding region: 1-1143 (380 amino acids)
Source: RefSeq, a predicted model, not a curated record
AUGGCAGUUUUACCCGAUCCACAAUAUAGCUUUGGUGCUGGAGGGCUUAGCCCCAAUCGAUUACGGCCCUUUGAGUUUGCUGAGCUUAUCGUACGUUCAAUCUACGAUACUAGUGCCAAAAUAGGACCUCUACGAGCUAUUGAACUAGCGUUUAUUAUUGUGCUGGUCGUUAUUGCGGUUAUGCGAUUGGGAAAGAUGAUUCUUUACUCAAGAGUAUACAACGAACUUUUCAAAGGUCUACGUGGUGAUUAUGGCUCAGCCUUUCUGGAAGCGCCCGAACGAGCCGAACAAAAGCGCCAGCAACAAGACGUUAUUCUCAAUGCCACUUAUAAGUACGGCAAAAUACACGGCCAAGAUAAAGCCGUACGCAAAAUGUCUCAAAUACAGAGAGCUAUUUCCCAAGAACAAGUUAAUGAUCAGUCUAAAAUCAGUAUCUCUGAUGGUAUCAAACAGUUGAUUGAGGAAGAUAACAGCAAAGUCUUGCGUAAUAUUCUGGGCAUCUGGGCCGCCUUCCUCUUCUUUAUCAGAAGUUAUGGAAUUAUUGGCGCUGCCCUGGGUGAAUUAGGCUCCCAGCCUGUCUGGGCAUGCAUCAUCAUUAUUCUCCACGUAGUUGUUCAUUGGCUCUUUUUCUUCGCUCUACUAAUUAUGCUCCUUGAUACAGAAGGCACUAUUAUUGCUACUAUUUUCAACACAAUUGCCAAUAUCUGUACAGCCGCUGUCUUUUCCGUUUUUAAUGCAGCUGUUAACAAGAUAAUCAAAGUAAUCUUUAAUAUUGCUCCUGGCGUGAUUUCCAAGAACUUCCUUUUCUCUAUGCUUGGUAUGCUAACUCACUUCUUGAUCUUUAGUGCUGGAGCAGUUGGACAGCUCGUUACCGACCAAAAAAGCCCCAAUGCUGCUUUUGAGUGGUACCUUUGGAACUUUGUUUAUUUUAUGCUCUUUAAUGCUAUCUACAUUAUUGUUAUGGAGUUAGAUAUAGGCCUUUUAAUGCGCGCCCUAACGAUCAAACAAGACUAUAUGGACUCUAAAUUCCGCCGCUUCCUAGGUGUCUACUGGUUUGUGUUUAUUCGUAUAUUUAUAUAUGCCGCUGUCGUUAUCGGCGCCUAUUUCAUUCUAGCCCAACCCUGUGCUCCCGUAUAUAAAUAA